Molecule: messenger RNA, 846 nt
Organism: Maudiozyma saulgeensis
Lineage: Eukaryota; Fungi; Ascomycota; Saccharomycetes; Saccharomycetales; Saccharomycetaceae
Source: the annotation of a GenBank genome assembly
AUGACAGUGACAUCGUAUGCUGUAGAGAUUGAAGAUCUGACAUAUACAUUCCCUGGUAAGAAUGAGGCGGCUCUUAAAGAGGUCACCAUGCAAAUUCCUUGGAAUACUAGGACUUUGGUAAUUGGAUCAAAUGGUGCUGGUAAAUCUACUUUGUUAAAAUUAUUAAGUGGUAAACAUUUAUGUUUGAAUGGUAAGAUUCAAGUAAAUGGUCUAGAUCCCUUCAGCCCAUUAUCAAUGCAUCAACCAAAUAAUGACGAAGCUAAUGGAGAUGUUCAAGUGAGUACUUAUUUAGGUACAGAAUGGUGUCACAUGAAUAUUAUAAAUAGAGAUAUUGGGGUUCUGGAAUUACUAGAUAGUAUUGGUUUAAAACAUUUCCAAAAACGUGGUGAUUUGUUAUGUGAUAUCCUAGAGAUUAAUUUGGAGUGGAGAAUGCAUCAAUUAAGUGAUGGACAAAAGAGACGUGUUCAAUUAGUCAUGGGUUUAUUAAAACCAUGGAGAGUUUUACUUUUAGAUGAAGUGACGGUGGACUUAGAUGUUAUUGCUAGAGCAAGAUUAUUAGAUUUCUUAAAAAUGGAAACUGAGACAAGAAAAUGUUCUGUAGUAUAUGCUACACACAUAUUUGAUGGGUUAGCUCAAUGGCCUGAUAAUAUUUAUCACAUAAAGGAUGGUCGCCUGAUUGAUAAGCUUGAUUACAAGAAGGAUGUUAAAUUUACAAUAUCACAGGAACUUUACACUAAUGGUGAUGUAACUUUUGAAGAGGAUUCUCAUAUUUCAAUAAGUAAGGUAAACAGUUUACACCCACUAGCAAUAGCAUGGUUGAAGAAGGAUAACAAUAUUAAAGAUUAG